Messenger RNA from Aspergillus sclerotioniger CBS 115572, 1318 nucleotides. Its product is annotated as ATP phosphoribosyltransferase. Gene Ontology annotation, cellular component: cytoplasm. The record is from RefSeq and is a predicted model, not a curated record. The coding region runs from base 81 to 1061 and encodes 326 amino acids. Gene Ontology annotation, biological process: L-histidine biosynthetic process. Lineage: Eukaryota; Fungi; Ascomycota; Eurotiomycetes; Eurotiales; Aspergillaceae. Gene Ontology annotation, molecular function: magnesium ion binding; ATP phosphoribosyltransferase activity. The transcript is spliced from 5 exons.
UAUUUUUCAAUUGUUUCUUUUCACUCCUCUCCGCUGUCUCCGAUUCCUCGCAAAUUACCCCGCGCCGUUGAUCGUCAAAGAUGGAUCUCGUCAACCACCUCGAAGGAAGACUGCUUUUCGCUAAGCUCCCAGCUUUCCAACCCACCAAUGGCCCCCCAAACAAGCCCUGGACUAAUGCCUUCCUUGCUGUUACAGAGGGCCGUCUUCAACAAGCCACCCUGGACCUUCUGGCCGGUUGCGAUAUCCAGUUCCGCCGUGAAACCCGCCUGGAUAUUGCCCUGGUCAAGAACCUCCCCAUCGCCCUCAUCUUCCUCCCCGCCGCAGACAUCCCCACCUUCGUUGGUGAGGGCCGCGUUGAUCUCGGUAUCACAGGCCGCGAUCAGAUUGCUGAACACGAUGCGCUGCUGCCCCGCGGCGAAGUCUCCGGCGUGGAGGAGAUCAUGGACCUCGGCUUCGGUGCCUGCAAGCUGCAGGUGCAGGUUCCGGAGAAGGGCGACAUCACUGAGGCCAAGCAGCUGAUCGGCCGGAAUGUCGUCACCAGCUUCACUGCACUCACCGAGGCCUUUUUCGCCCAGCUCGAGGGCAAGAGCGAGAAGAGUGAACUCAGCACCAAGAUCAAGUACGUUGGUGGCAGUGUUGAGGCUGCCUGCGCUUUGGGCGUGGCUGAUGGCAUUGUCGACCUUGUUGAGUCCGGUGAGACCAUGAAGGCCGCUGGUCUCAAAGCCAUAGAUACUGUUGUCGAGACCGUUUCCGUCCUGGUCAAGUCCAAGAACACCCAAAACGCUCUGGUUGAUCUGAUCGCUUCCCGUAUCCGCGGUGUCAUCACUGCCCAAAAAUACGUCUUGUGCCAGUACAACAUCCCUCGCGCAGAGCUGGCCACUGCCUCCAGCAUCACCCCCGGCAAGCGCGCUCCCACGGUCACCGCCCUCGAAGAAGACGGCUGGGUUGCCGUCAGCUCGAUGGUCGAGAAGAAGAAGAUCGCGACGGUCAUGGACGAGCUGACCAAGGUCGGCGCGACGGAUAUCCUUGUCCUGAACAUCACCAACUCGAGAACGGGUUAAUGUGUGAAACAUAUAUACUCUAGUUCUCUUUCCUUUUCAAUCUUUUUAUAUUUCUUCUAUGGUAUACUAGGGCGCGUUUUCUCGCAUUUGAUCUUCUCUUUCUUUCUUUGUGACCAAUAUUAUUCGCUUUUGAGAUGAUUAGACGGGUUUGUUCGAGUCCUGUGGGAUUCAAAAUGAAAAAAAUAGACGGAGCUUGGACCUGAUUAUAUCUAAUCUUCAUUAAUAAUUAUAAUACUCCGUACAAAAUAAACAAAGAG